Messenger RNA from Adelges cooleyi (spruce gall adelgid), 2015 nucleotides. Its product is annotated as copine-8-like. The transcript is spliced from 8 exons. Gene Ontology annotation, cellular component: plasma membrane. Gene Ontology annotation, molecular function: calcium-dependent phospholipid binding. The coding region runs from base 162 to 1799 and encodes 545 amino acids. The record is from RefSeq and is a predicted model, not a curated record. Gene Ontology annotation, biological process: cellular response to calcium ion. NCBI's taxonomy places the organism in Eukaryota, Metazoa, Arthropoda, Insecta, Hemiptera, Adelgidae.
AAAUGAUAGUAUUUGAUAUUAUAAUUAAUUAUUUUUAUAAAUGAAAAUAAUAAAUAAAUUAUUGUUUGACGUUUAUUCGUUCUAAGUGUUGUUUUUGUUAUUUGUUAAAACGAAUUUUUGACUUUAUCUUACUUAGUAUUUUUUAGUAAUAAAAAAAAAAUAUGGCAUUUACACCCGGAACUGCAGUCAGUCCUUCGGUUGACAUAGAACUUUCAUUAGCGUGCCGAGGUUUAUCUGGUACUGACACGUUAUCCAAAUCUGAUCCGAUGUGUGUCACGUAUGUACAACCAUUUGGCCAACGUAAAUGGGUGGAAUAUCAUCGUACAGAAACGGUGAAAAAUAAUCAGGAUCCAAAUUUUGUUUCCAAAGUCUUGAUCGGCUACAGGUUCGAAGAGCAACAGCCGAUAUUGUUUGAAAUUUAUGAUUCAGACUCGAAAGACAAAGACUUGUCUGCACACGAUUUUCUCGGCACAAUCACUAUUACUCUUGGACAACUUGUUGCCAAUAAACGUAAUAAGUUGCAGUUGACAAAUCGCGAAGGCGCUUUAAAAGGUAGCUACUUAAUUGUAACUGCAGAAGAGUUAACCAAUGAUAACAACGAGGUUAUAUUAGAAUUAAAAGGCCAAAAAUUGGACAAAAAAGAUUUUUUUGGAAAAUCAGACCCGUUUUUAGAAUUUUACAAGCUCACAGAUACUGGAAAUUACACGUUGGUCUACAAAACUGACGUUAUAAAAGAUACGCUUUCACCUCAUUGGAAGAGUUUCAGUAUGCCAGUUCGAUUAUUGUGUAAUGGAGAUUAUGACCGCAAUUUGAAAGUAAUUUGUUUCGACUGGAACUCUAGCGGCGAUCACAGUCUCAUUGGAGAAUUUUACACAACUCUCAAAGGUCUUUUAGAGCCCAACGCUACUUUUAAAUGUAUCAACGAAAAAAAAAAGCAAAAGAAAAAGGAUUACAAAGAUUCCGGGGAAAUAUCUGUCGUAAACAUAAAAAUAAACGCAUUGUAUUCAUUUUUGGACUAUAUUCAAGGCGGAACUGAAAUUUUUUGUACAGUGGCUAUCGAUUUCACUGGAUCCAACGGAAACCCGUCGGACCCGUCUUCUUUACAUUACGUUAACGCGGCGUCCAUGAACUUAUACGAACAAGCCAUAUGGAGUGUAGUUUCGAUAAUCGAAGACUACGACAGCGACAAACAGUUUCCGGUCUUGGGAUUUGGCGCUAAAAUUCCGCCACACGGACAAGUGUCUCACGAAUUUUUCGUGAAUAUGAGCGUCGAUAACCCACAUUGUUUCGGAGUGAGAGGCGUAUUGGAUGCGUAUCGCAACUGUAUUAAACAAGUGCAGUUAUACGGGCCGACAAAUUUUGCACCAAUUGUUAAUCAUGUGGCUGGGAUAGCCCAAAACAACCAAGCCGGGGAUGGAUAUUUUAUUUUGCUCAUACUCACCGAUGGCGCCAUAACCGAUAUGGAGCAAACAGUUGAAGCCAUAGUCAAGGCAUCGUUAUUGCCGAUCUCAAUUAUCAUUGUGGGUAUCGGCAACGCAGAGUUUGACGCAAUGGAAGAAUUGGAUUCGGAUAAGAGCGGAUUGAAAACGGCCAACGGUGUUAGGGCCGCCAGAGAUAUAGUCCAGUUUGUACCAUUUAACCAGUACCUAAGUAACGAUCCAAAUACGGCCAACCUACUUUUAGCUAAGGACGUGUUGGCCGAAGUGCCUAAACAGUUUAUGGAGUACAUGAAAGUCAGUGGUAUAAUACCGAAAAAGCGAGAAUCAAAAACACUGGACAUAGAAAAUCUAAAAAUCUAAUAUUUUGCCAAAAUUUAAGCUAAUUAAUAAUUAUUUAUUUAUAACAACAAAUUCAAUGAAAUAUGGAUACAAGGUUGAAGUACUUGAUUAAUAAUUUUAAAAAUUUUUUAAAAUUUUACUUUGUUCUACAAGUAGAUAGUGUUACUUCAAAUUAUUUAUUACAUGCUAUUUUUAUAUUAUAUAUAGAUAUAUAUAUAUAUAUUUAUGUUAUACAAA